AUGGUUGGGGGUGUUCGGUUGCUUGCAUGCGGUCGUUUGGCCGUUAGGGCCAUCUUUUCUGCUUCUGCUCUUGACAUCGGAUCAGCAGUGACUUCAACAUGCGCAGACGCAUCUCUUCCGAAGAGAAAUUUAGCCACUGUUCCGGCAUGUGAAAACUCGUCUCCACUUCCAUCUUCUUCACCAGUAGUAGCUAGCUGCGCUGGUUUCCCCAAGGAUAUGCAGAAUGGUCCUUCUACCGUUCUGGACACUGGUAUGUAUGGUGAUGAUGCAUGUUUCAUAUCGAGGUUCAAGAACACAUUUGUUGUCGGAGUUGCUGACGGCGUGGGUGGAUGGCGCAAGUAUGGGGUUGACCCAUCAGAAUUCAGUAGGAAGCUUAUGCGGGAGUGUGAAAAGCGCGUCGUCAGUGGUGAUUUUGACCCGCGAAAACCAGAAACACUGCUUGAGAAAGCCUUUAAAGCUACAGCAGAGGCACCACGACCAGUUGGGUCGUCAACGGCAUGUGUUCUGGUUGUUCAUCAAGAAACGUUAUAUUCUGCGAAUCUGGGUGAUUCUGGUUUUAUGGUAGUACGAAAUGGUCGAGUGAUCACAAAAAGCGAAGAACAAGUGCAUUACUUCAAUGCUCCUUUUCAACUCACCCUUCCUCCUGAAGGCUAUCGUGGUUUCAUCGGCGACACACCGGACUUGGCUGAUAAGUCCGAAAUUCGUGUUCAGAAAGGUGACAUCGUAGUUCUAGCUACUGACGGAUUAUGGGACAAUCUCACUGAACAACAUGUACUUGAUCAACUUCGACCACUCAUUGAAGAGAAGGCUACUGUACAAGAAGUCUGUAAUGCUCUUGCGCUGACAGCACGACGCCUCUCAUUUGAUGCUACACAUAAUAGUCCAUUUGCGGUGAAAGCGCGAGAGCAUGGACUAUCAGCGGUUGGUGGGAAACCUGACGACAUCACUCUUGUACUUCUCCUUAUUGUUUGA
Molecule: messenger RNA, 972 nt
Organism: Angiostrongylus costaricensis
Lineage: Eukaryota; Metazoa; Nematoda; Chromadorea; Rhabditida; Metastrongylidae
Source: the annotation of a GenBank genome assembly